Molecule: messenger RNA, 6372 nt
Organism: Orbilia oligospora ATCC 24927
Lineage: Eukaryota; Fungi; Ascomycota; Orbiliomycetes; Orbiliales; Orbiliaceae
Exons: 4
Coding region: 1-6372 (2123 amino acids)
Source: RefSeq, a predicted model, not a curated record
AUGGGUCGGGGAUCCCGUAAAACCCCGAAGAAGAAAUCGAAGGCCUCACGCCGGAGUUCAAGAAGUGGGAGUGCGAGUAGUAGUUCUUCAGGUGGAAGAACCCCUGGAAGAGGCGGAAGGGCAAAUAUUGUGUUGAAGAAACAGGCGAUCGUGAGUCGGUCUACUUCUUGUGAGAUUGGAGAGUAUGGAACUUCUAUACCACCAGAAACUGGUUUAAGAACAUCCCGUCGUCAGGAUAAUAUUACUCCUCAAUCUGAAUCUUCUGCGAACGAGAUAGGAUGGGGUGGAGGGGUCGAUACAGUUACUCAGAGUUUUGGGGAGGAUCUGCAAGCGAAUGGAUAUGAAUAUGAUGAGAUGGAUGUCGAUACUGAUGCAGGAUAUGAAGCGGAUCACAGUGGUAACGGAGAUACAUGGUCAUUGAAUCAACUUGUGAGAGAUGGGGUACAUGCAAUCAGAGAUUUUGUGGAGGGAGGUAUGAGAGAGGCGAGGCAGUAUCUGCCUUCGCCAGAAGAUAGUCAGGAUUUAGAGAUGUAUGGGAUGGAGGAGGAUGUGGAAGAAUCGAGAUUAGUAUCAGGGGAACAAAGUAUUGGAAAGAAUGCCCGAGAAGAACCUAAAGGUGCCGGUAUAAAAGACAGCAAACAAAAGGCGACAUUACAGGGAGGCGAUAACGGUGGUAGUGGAAAAGCUGUUGGGCCGCCGACGACGCCAGGGAAACCUAAGGAUGGUACCGAUAAAACUGAUGGCAAGAAACCAAAUAUCCCACCCCAGAAUAAGCCCAAAGUUCCUGUUAGUAAGCCUAAAAGUCCGCCUAAAAAGGUUGGAGCAAAGAGGCCUUCUGGUAAAAAGCCGGUCAACGCCCCCAGACUCCAAAGCCCAGGAAGGGGUGUAAUGCGGCCAGAUUCUCCUGAAGCAAAAGGAAGACCUACACAGAUGCAUGCAGCAAAGCCUCCAAGAUCAUGGCAACGAGGUGUUCUUAUGUUCGGAGAUAUCCUGCCCCGAGGGAUGUCCUUAAGUCAACUACGUAGACCCCCAGGACUCAACGCAGUACCUGUACCACCUUCUCCACCUGGCACACCAGCUAUCAACCUCAUCCCACCUUCUGAUGAAAGCUCUGCAACUCACAGUUUCAUCACCACCAAUAGCCUAACCCCGCCAGAACAAAAAGACUGGUUGAAUCCAAGGGCUCGCCGACCCCCUGGAGGACCACCGAUGGUACGACCAAAUUUCGGCAAAGGAGGAGGCCCUCCGGGCGACCCAGACACGCAGCUUGAGCCCAUUUUCGAAUGCCCUGGGUGUUCUGAUAGUGGUGCUAUGGUUGUUGCUGUCAUCUUGAUAUUGGUCUUCACCGUUGCAUGGGUUCUGGGCAACAAACGAAAAGACAAAAGAGUGGCCGAAGCAAAACAAAGUCGAUUAUCAAAAAUUAUGCAAUCACAAACUGCUCAAAAGGUUUUGAGCCGAAUACCUUCGGUUGUUACGGACAAAGCAGCCGUGGUAGGAAAUAAGCUAGGUAGCUUUGGCGGUAUCCUACAGACUGUCGACGAGGCGGUGCCUAUAAGUGAGCGGGUUGGCUUUGCCGACCCAGUUACAAUGGGGCGAGAAGAAAAAGUGGGGGUAGCAACAUCCGUAAACCACAGGGCGGAGGUCCUAAAACAGUUAGGCCUUCCAAGAACUGCCACGUGGGAGGAUAUAAACCUUCACAUCAACGGUAAUAAAACGACGGAAGACCAAAUCCGAAAGGCGAGGGCUACAACGACACUGUCACCGCUAUCAAGGGACCCAAUGAUCACAAAAGAUGAGCGCACUUCAUCAGUUCGAUCUCGCGUGCCUAGCAGCGAUGGCCAGAAACUUAAGCCGGAAAACUGGGAUCGCAAUGCCUGGCGCCUUUAUACACGCAUCUCAUCAGAUAUUUUUUGGUGUCCUGCGACUAACCUUAAGGAAUGUUUGCCGCCUGGACAAGGGAAUGACGCGGCUAUUUCAGAGGCGUUAGCUCAGGUUGAACAUACCCUCGAAUAUUUCGGGAACAUAGUUAAAAAGCAGAAAGAAGCACGGGAUGCUGAGAGUAGUAGGCGUACCACCAUUGCUCCAGGAAAUCGACCCGUCGUACCUCCGACUACAAGUACUCCACUAUCGUUAGUGGGCACUGUAACGUCAUUGCCAACAACUUUCCCGAUCUUUGCCGAAGUGCUAGACUGGGUGGGGUGGUUACUGAGCUGGUUCAAGGGCAUCUUGGAUUACAUUGUCACAGUCUCCAAGGGAAUUUGGGCUUUCCUCAACUAUGUUUUUCGGGGGUCUGCGCAAUGGAGAGAUUUUGUCAUUCGGCUAGAGCUAGCCAGUGGAUUCAUCAAACGAAGGUAUCUAGGGUACCUAUUCCCACAUGGGACUCCACCAGAAGCCGGAAUUUUAAACGCCCUCGCAGUUUUGGCCCUCUCGAAGUCCAGUGAGCUUCUUCAAUAUUGGUUUCCUCCAUUAAAAUACUACAUCGAUGACUCUUUUUUUAACACGCUAUUCCCAAGGAAAGCCGUCACAAUCAUUCGAGCUAUUAUCUGGUACCAACUCAGUACCGCUCAACUUUUGGUUGUAUUGAUGUGGCCAGCCGUCGUUUCUCUGGGAGUUUUACAUCUUUUCCUGAUAUGUUUGUCCCCUACAUACCGAAAGUAUUAUAGGGACCAUUCUCGACUUUCAAAGCAUGUCGGAGGAACUGAUGCCAAGAUGUUGAGUGCAAUUUGGCAAUUCACAAAUCAUAUGAUAGGUUGGAUAGAUUUGUUAUCAACCGUGUGGUUUGGAGGAUUCUUUUGGUUAGGGACUGAUCUUUUCCCUGGGCAAUGGGUACUCAAGUGGGUUGUUGUUCAUUUUUGGGGGUUCUUAAAAGCUACUUGCCGCUGGUGGGUUAGUGUACCCAUUCUAAUGUUUGAUCUGAUGACAACAAUUGCAUCGGGUGAAAUAUCGAUAGUGGGAUUUUGGAACGGUCUAGGAAGGGUUUGGCAAGAAUUCUUUAUGCCUCCCAUUAAGUUCGUCGUUUGGGUCAUCUUCAUCGCGAAGGUUACGGUUAUUGGAGCAAUUUUCAUCUUGUACAAAACGCCGGGUUACCUUUGGCGAUCACUACGAGAUACAAUUACCAGAUAUCGACGUAGGAGCCGAACUUCUGGAUCUGGUCCUCCUAAACCGCCAACCACACCACACGGUAAACGAGGAUAUCCAGGGUUGACUCCAGGUGGCGGCGGCAUUUUGACACCCGGCGGAACCCGCCACCCAGUUCCAUUUACGAUUGACAGGAAGCUGCAACAGUCCGAACGCAAAGUUUCGAAGUCCCUUCAAGUUAAAUUCAAACAGGAAGAACGUCUACGUGCGCUCCGUGUCAUGGCCGCAGAGGCUAGAUACAACAUCAGUCUGCUCAACAGCGAGCUUCUCAACCCCUCGACCGAAGUCGGUCGUGCGCACGAAGCUAGAGAUGAAAAGGAUAAUCUUGAAACGCUCCUUGAUGAAAUUAAGAUGCAUAUGGGUCUAACUAUCACCCGUGUUAUUGCGGCGACAACGACGUUUGAGCGUUCCCAAGCUGAAUACGAGCGGGACCAAAAGUCAUUUAGCAAUGGUAUUGGCCGAGGCCAGUAUAUAUCUGCCGCCUUUAGAGGGGAUUCGGCUUUUAGGGACCUAGCACCUUCUGAGGCUACCGCUGCUAUUGAAAAUACCAUCCUUGAUAUGGGAAUACAGAUUCAUGGGCAGAGACGGCUACACAACGUUCCUGAGGAACCUCUUUUAGUCCUCCCUCUAACAGUUAAUCAAGGAAUCGACGCUACUACCUUGCCCCCGACAACCGAAUCAAGACCCGAUGAGAUAAGAACUAGGCCUGUAGUACCUGGAAACAGAGGCGGGGCGGCUCAAACAGUAACAACGACUACUCCAUCCGUCACAGAACUGCCUACAGACCGUAGAACUGGGAGAACUGUACCCCAAAAUCCUCCUGCUCCCCCACCUCCCCGCGUUCCGCCUGCAGAUGGAACAGGAAGGAUUCAAACACCACUAGUAACUGAGGUACGGCCAGAGCCAGUUAGAGAGACUAGGCCGCUACCCGUUCGAGAAACCUUGUCAACGACUAUUGAAAAAGGUAUCCCACCAGUUCAAAAUACCCCGGCACCGCCACAAGGCCCCAGCGGAAUCACUCCAGGGCCUGUUAACAAUAACGCCACUACGACCAAAACAGAUACCGUUCUAGCACCAGUUCAAAACCCAGUAGUACCACCUGCUGCUGGUAAUGCUACUCCGCAACCCCCCAAUAUCAAUCCAGCUGCAAAUAGGACUAUUACUAUUCCACCGGCAGCCCAAAGCAUUCCAGCAGCGCCACAGGUUACCACUAGCGCCACUCCAGGACCAGUCAAUAGCAAUAUAACUGAAGCCAGAAUUGAGGCCCCCCCAGGACCGGUUCAUAAUCUUCCACCGGUAGUGCACAACACUGGUAGUACUGCUCCAGGCCCCCACGGUAAUAACGCUGCUGGAUCCACUAUUCUACAGCCAGUUCAAAAUACUCCAGGAGUACCACCUGGCUCCGACAAUAGUGCCCCAGGGCGUGUCAAUAAUAAUGCUACUACGACCGGAACUGAGACUGUCGCUGCGCCAGCUCAAAAUAAGCCACCUUCAGUUGUGAGACCUCAAAGACCAAUCCCGGAAACCAGACCCGCGAAUACAGAUGGAUCUACUAGACCCGAAGAGCUAAGACCUGUACCUGGUCGGAACAUAGUCUCAGAACGAAUAAGAAACAUUGCGGAACGGGCCAAUACUCCCACAGGUCGAGAACAGCGGAGAACAGAAAAUACGUCAAAUUCAACACCCGUGCCUCCUGUUACCCGAAAGAAGCCUCUAAAGGAAGACAAUAUUCCUCCUAGCCCAAUAAAAAAGCCUAGUGUAGAGUCAAGACCGUCUACAGAGCCAGUCAAUACAAACUUAUCGACAAUACUCGAGGAUACCAGUGAUGAUAAUAGUCUAUACACGCUGCCUCCUGUUUCUACUAUUCCAGCGCCUAUAGAUUUUGGUCGAGAAGCUUUCGGUGCCUCCGUCGGCACUUCUUCCUCGAUUGGGCCGCCAGGAGGCCAAAAUACUGCCCAGGGACUCUCUGGGACACAGGCCGCUGAAAAAAUCACCAGUGGUCAAAGACCUCCCGCUAGUGUUGUCCAACCUUCGCCGUUUGAAACUGGCCAGCCGGGUCCCUUUUCAACAUCCACAGCUCCUGCCCAAGCCCCAGUAGCUUCUGGGUCAAAACCUCCACCUUUCAGUACGUACAAUAAACCCCAAGACCCACCAAAGCCUAGCACACAGGGUAGCCAAAUUCCGCGUCCACCAAAGAAAGAGGAAGCGAAGCGCCGCAAGCAGUCCUCGAAGCCUCCUAAGACUGAAACUGAGGUUCCUCGACAACCUCACACAUCUGUUGAAGCCGGAGCAGUGCUUUCUCCAGUCGAUUGUAGCCCUAGGCAUUCGACAGAACAGCCGUUUGAUUUUCCACCAACCGAUACUGCGGCCACUUCACCAGGAACUGGGCGUUUGUCUUAUCCAGAUUUUGGCUUCCGGCGACCACCCGGCUCCCUAAGUCCGAGCUCGAAUAUUGAUAGAGUAGGCAUAACACAUGUCCCUUCAGUACCGUCCCCUACUGGCGCCUCAGGGUCACCGGGUACUCGGCAGCGAGUGGCGUUUGGCAACAGGUUCUCUCCGAGUCUUUUUGGCUGGAAUACAAAAGAGAGUGAGAGUCCUACAACAGGAGGCUCUUCCCGAACCACUCAGCAGUACUUGCCUCAGCAACCGGAUACGCAGCCACCAUCAUCGUCCCAGAUACUAGGCCAAAAUCCUUUCGUUAUAGAACCUUCAAAUCCCCAAAAGUCUUCAACAUCAAACAAGCCCCAGACUAGUCCAAAAAUUUCACGGAUACCACUUCCUUCGACGACACAGCCCAGCAAGUCGGAGCCAUCAAUGGCGUCAUCCUCGAUGGCGUCGACCUCCGUACUACCGCCAAGUACACCGGAGAAAAAGAUCCAGCGUACUAGAACGGAGACCCAAGCUUAUUCAAAUACCCCGCCACCAACUCUAGAAGAUUUGCUGCCUAGUGAAGAAAACACACCAAUGCGAAAAAACAUGUUCCUAGAUCAGGAAACAGCAGCUUACUAUGAACGAAAGAUAAAAGAGCAACAAGACAAAGAGGCGGAAGAGGCCAAAGAGGCUGAAGAAAAACGAAAAGCGGAAGCGGCCCCUCCAGCCCGAAGACCCGGAGAAAUAGAUCUCCUGCAACAAUUUCGAAGAGGUAGAGAAGAUAGGCUACGAGGUCAAGAGGAAAGGAGGGCUUCUCAGCAGGGACCAAAACAGACUGGAGGUGGUAGUGGCUCUAGCAAGUGA